AUGUUCUGGCCUUUGGUGUUUGCAGUGAAUGAGAUUAAUGAAAAUCCUAGGAGCUUACCAAAUAUUACAAUGGGAUUCCACAACUAUGAUAGCUAUUUCAAUGAAAAGAUGACUUAUCAGACUACCUUGAACCUUCUCAUUCAAGUGAGAAAGAUUGUCCCCAACUAUAAGUGUGACAUACAGAAGAAUCUGAUAGCUGCCGUUGGAGGACUCGAAUCUGAAACCUCCAUUUCCAUGGCCACCAUCUUAAGAAUCUACAAGAUUCCUCAGGUGGGAUAUGUAUAUUGUAUGGAACUCCCCGAUACUUGCAAUAUGAGUGAUCCCCUCUGGAUCCCACAUGAGUAUUAUCAACAAGGCGACCUCAUCAUUGGCAGUAUCUUUUCUCAGUUCUUCUCUUUUUUUGACACUAUAGACUUCCAUCAACACCCCAGUGCAAUGUUUAUUGAAGAUCCCCUUGCAGUGACAAAACACUACCAGCAUGUCCUGGCUUUGGUGUUUGCAGUGAAGGAGAUAAAUGAGAAUCCUGGGAUUUUACCAAAUGUUACAUUGGGAUUCCACAUCUAUGACAGCUACUUCAAUGAAAAGAUGACUUAUCAGACUACCUUGAACAUUCUCUUUCAUAUGAAUAGGAUUGUCCCCAACUACAAGUGUGACACACAGAAGAAUCUGAUAGCUGCCAUUGGGGGACUUGACUCUGAAACCUCCCUUUACAUGGCCACCAUUUUAAGCAUUUACAAGAUACCUCAGGUUUCUUAUUUCUCAUUUGGUCCUUCUUGGAGUGCUAAAACCGAGUUCUGUUUCCUAUACCAAGUGGUCCCUAAUGAAGAGAAUCAGUACUUUGGAAUUGUCCAAUUACUUCUGCAUUUCCAGUGGACGUGGUUUGGGAUCAUCACAUCAGAUGAUGAUAAAGGAGAGAAUUUUGUGGAGACCUUGAUUCCAAAACUUUCCCAGAAUGGCAUCUGUUUGGCUUUUAUUGACAGAAUGCCAUCCAUGACAGAAUUCUCUAAAUUGCUUGAUGGGUACCAAAGGACAGGGGAUAUGGGUGGCCUUGUUAACAACAGUAAAGCAAAAGCAGUUGUUGUGUAUGCAGAAACUGUAUCUGUAGUUCAUUUGGUAUUCUUGCUGUACCAAAUGCAAACAGUAAAUAUGGUAGAGACAUCUCUAAGCAGAGUGUGGAUCAUGUCAGCUGAAUGGGACUUCCCAGCAUUUCAGUAUCAGAGGAAAUGGAGUAUAGAAGUCUUUCAGGGAGCCUUGUCUUUUGCUGUUCAUACCAAUGAGAUAGAGGGAUUUCAAAAUUUCCUUCAGUCCUUAAAUCCCUACUCACUGAGCAGAGACAGCUUUAUCAGGGAGUUCUGGCAGCAGGCCUUUGACUGCUUGGUUUCAUAUUCCCAUGUGGCUGAAGAGAGUGAUGAAAUUUGCACUGGGAAGGAAAAACUGGAGAGCCUUCCUGGACCAUUUUUUGAAAUGAGCAUGAUUUCCCAAAGCUACAGUAUAUACAAUGCUGUCUAUGUUGUAGCCCAUGCUUUACAUGCCAUGUACUCAUUGAAUCUAAAGCACAGAGCAGUGACAGCACUUCCGAACCCACAACCAUGGCAGCUUCAUUCCUUUUUGAGGAGAAUCUCGUUCAACAACAGUGCUGAGGACCAAGUGUCUUUGAAUGAGAAAGGAGAAUUAGAAAGUGGAUUUGAUAUUAUAAACUGGGUUACUUUCCCAAAUAGAUCUUUCUUAAGGGUGAAAGUAGGAAGGAUGGAUCCACCAGCCAGCAGAGAGUUCACCAUUAAUGAGGAGAUCAUCACAUGGCACACAGAACGUAGUAUGCCUCCCUCUUCAGUAUGUAAUGACAACUGCCAACCAGGCUACUUUAGAAAAAAGAAGGAGGGGGAACCAUUUUGUUGCUAUGAUUGUGACCCAUGUCCAGAAGGGAAGAUUUCUAACCCCAAAGGAAUGGACAAGUGUAUCGAAUGCCCAGAAGAUCAGUAUCCGAAUGAAGACCAAGAUGGAUGCCUUCCCAAGGCUUUAAACUUUCUGCAUUAUGGUGAAGUUCUGAGCCUCAGUUUAGCUUUUAUGGCAUUUUUAUUUUCUGUGAUCUCAUCUUUGGUGCUGGGGACAUUCAUUAAAUAUCACAACACUCCAAUUGUCAAAGCCAACAAUCGUGGCCUCACCUUUACUCUGCUCAUUGCCCUCCUGCUCUGCUUCCUCUGCUCCUUGCUAUUCAUUGGUCAGCCUCAGGCAGUGACCUGCCUCCUACAGCAAACCGCUUUUGGCAUCAUCUUCUCUGUGGCUGUUUCUUCUGUGUUGGCAAAAACCAUCACUGUGGUUUUGGCAUUCAUGGCCACACAACCAGGAUCCAGGAUCAGGAACUGGAUGGGGAAAAGACUGGAAAUGUCUAUUGUUCUCUCCUGUUCCCUCAUUCAAGUUUUUAUUUGUAUUGUGUGGCUUUGUACUGCUCCUCCAUUCCAAGAUUUGGACAUGGACUCAUUGGCUGAAGAAAUUGUGGUUGAAUGUAAUGAAGGGUCUGUUGCUAUGUUUUACUGUGUUCUGGGGUACAUGGGAUUCCUGGGUCUAGUCAGCUUUGUUGUGGCUUUCUUUGCUAGGACAUUGCCCAACACUUUCAAUGAAGCCAAGUUCAUCACAUUCAGCAUGUUGGUGUUUUGUAGUGUGUGGGUCUCCCUUGUCCCAACGUACCUGAGCACAAAGGGCAAAUACAUGGUAGCUGUGGAAAUCUUCUCCAUUUUGGCCUCUAGUGCCAGUUUAUUGGGUUGUAUUUUUGCCCCCAAAUGUUACAUUAUUAUCCUGAAGCCUGAACUGAACAGUAAGGAGAACCUAACAAGAAGAAUGGGGUAG
This is a messenger RNA of Rhineura floridana, 2844 nucleotides long. RefSeq names its product vomeronasal type-2 receptor 26-like. Gene Ontology annotation, biological process: G protein-coupled receptor signaling pathway. The coding region runs from base 1 to 2844 and encodes 947 amino acids. Gene Ontology annotation, molecular function: G protein-coupled receptor activity. Gene Ontology annotation, cellular component: membrane. The transcript has 8 exons. The record is from RefSeq and is a predicted model, not a curated record. Lineage: Eukaryota; Metazoa; Chordata; Lepidosauria; Squamata; Rhineuridae.